GAAUAAAACGAAGAGAGAUAGAGAUUGAGGAAACUGUGAGAGAAUUUGUGUGUGGGUUUCAUUUCUCUCUUCACUUAGCUCCGACGAUUCUUUGCUCUUGCCUGUUUCUUGGAUUUGAUAUUGAUUCAUCGAAGGCCUCUCAUUCUCGUGUUUGCGAAGCUCUGACGGCGCCGGCUCACGGAUAGCGUCGAUUUGGGUGGGGAAUCUGAUUACUUAAUUUGUUGGAUCGUGAAGGAUCUAUAGAAUUCAGAACGUCGUAUUGAGCUUGGUCUCUUGUGGACCUUCUCUCCUGCCCCGAGGGGAGGGGGAGGGGGGAGGAGGUGCACCUUUCACAGAUUUCGUUUAACUGUUGGAAUUUGUUCUUGAGGGCGAAUGAGGAUCUCGUUCCGAUCAUUUGUUUGCUUACACGAUGAAGUGAUAAUCAGGUGCUGUGAGUCUGGAGAAAUGGAUCUGUAGUUGUAGCUUUCGGCUGCAUCUUUUUGUCUGUGGUGUUUUUCGAUCUCAGAGCUUUGUUUCUUUGAGAAAGAUGGCCGGAAUUGAUGCUUCCUCUAUCAAUUAAUGAUUAUUCGGGGUCCUAGACUCUGGUUUCCUUGAACCAGCAUUCUGUUUUGAGUUUGCAAUUUUCUUGGGAGGGAAUUCGUUUCUCUUCCUUGGCCAUUUCAGUCGUUGGCAGCAAGCACGUCCUCCUUUUUUUGUUCAUUGUUUAAUGUCACGGAAGUUGGACAGUCCAGUUCAGACUCAAAUGGCAGUUGCAGCACUCAAGAGCCCACUCAGCCGGGAUUACCGUGCAAGAAAUGGAAUGGAAGAAAAGCUACCCGUUGGAAGGAGACAAGUUUUUGUCCAAACUGACUCAGGAUGUGUACUGGGAAUGGAAUUAGAUCGCAACGACAAUGCUCAUACGGUGAAAAGGAGAUUGCAGAUUGCCCUCAAUAUUCCGACCGAGGAGAGCUCGCUGACAUUUGGGGAUGUGAUUCUAAAGAAUGAUCUUACUGCCAUUCGAAGUGAUUCUCCUCUUCUUCUCACGAGAAAUCUGAUGCAUAGAAGCUCAUCUACUCCAUGUCUCUCGCCCACUGGGAAGGAUCUCCGACUUCGAGACCAGAGUGGACCUAUUGAGAUAUUGGGGCAUUCAGAGCGUUUUUCUGGCACGAGACGGUUGGUCAAAGAGAUUGUGAAAGCUAUUAAGUUGGGUAUUGAUCCAAUUCCUGUUCAUAGUGGGCUUGGUGGUGCUUACUACUUUAGGAAUGGGAAAGGUGAAAGUGUUGCAAUUGUGAAGCCAACUGAUGAAGAACCUUUUGCACCAAAUAAUCCAAAAGGUUUUGUUGGUAAAGCUCUUGGACAGCCAGGAUUUAAACGUUCUGUGCGUGUUGGGGAGACCGGAUUCAGAGAAGUUGCAGCAUAUCUUCUUGACUAUGAGCAUUUUGCAAACGUGCCUCCGACAGCCUUGGUGAAGAUCACUCAUUCAAUCUUUAAUGUGAAUGAUUGGGUGAAUGGUAACAAGCCUCACAAGAAGAAGUCAGUCAGUAAAAUUGCUUCUUUCCAACAGUUCAUUCCACAUGAUUUUGAUGCUAGUGAUCAUGGGACUUCUAGCUUCCCAGUUGCUGCUGUUCAUCGUAUAGGUAUCCUAGAUAUCAGGAUUUUUAAUACUGAUAGGCAUGCUGGGAAUCUCUUAGUUCGUAAACUUGAUGGAAUAGGAAGGUUUGGUCAAGUGGAGCUUAUUCCUAUAGAUCACGGUCUUUGUUUGCCGGAAACUUUAGAAGAUCCGUACUUUGAAUGGAUCCAUUGGCCUCAAGCGUCAAUCCCAUUUUCAGAGGAUGAGCUCAAGUAUAUUGAAAAUCUUAAUCCGAUCAAAGACUGUGAGAUGCUUCGGAUGGAGCUCCCCAUGAUUCGUGAUGCUUGCCUUCGGGUUUUGGUACUCUGUACAAUUUUUCUGAAGGAAGCUGCUGCUUGUGGUCUCUGUCUUGCUGAGAUUGGUGAGAUGAUGAGCAGGGAAUUUCGUAGUGGAGAGGAGGAACCCAGUGAACUUGAGCUAGUAUGUCUUGAGGCUAGGCAGAUCAUAGCAGAAAGGGAGCUCUGUUCUCCCGUUGAUGACUGGGGCAACGAUGAAUUCCAAUUCGACUUAGACUGCGAGGAGCGAGAAUUAGAUUAUAACUCAAGUGUGGCAGCGGAUCAGUGUUUGGGCUGGUCUCAUUACCAGUUUGGUGGACUUGGAGGCAUGCAUGGCCGCAAUCCACUCUCUAAGUUAGAGGAAAGCAUUGAAGAAGAGGGAGAAGAUAGUGCUGGGGAGGAGCAAGGAGAAACAGCAACCUUUCCACCUUCUGAACCCAUUUCUGCUGUGUCAAAGCUUUCCAUGUCUCUCAAGAACACCAUACUGGGUGAUAAGAACCAGAAACACCAGAAGUACCAGGUCUCAAAACCUGAAUAUGGAUACAUUACCAACACUUCUGCAGGGCACAGGAGUGCAAAUGAGCAGUUUCCUCCAAGUGUCAGCUUUGUGAAGCUCGGUGAUAUGAACGACGAAGAAUGGACCCUGUUUCUGGAUAAAUUUCCAGAGGUGCUCCGCCCAGCAUUUGCCAAACGCCAAUCUGCAGCGCUCGGGCAGAGGCAGAGGCAGAGGCUUGGUACUUCUUGCCAGUUUUGAGACGAUGAGGUUCAGUAUGUUGCUGUGAUAGAGAGCUUUAUAGUUUAUUAAAUAAUAGCGCAUUAGAAUUAUCGAAGUGAUCGCGACGACUCACUAUUAGGAUUGGCUUGCAUUGUGGGUUUUCAUCCUCGACAUCGAGCUACUCAUAGUUGGGGCUCAGUAAGAGGAGCUUGCUGUAUAUAUUCUUCUCAUCAGCUAAGUGAUAGUCUUGCUGGUAGAAUUGUUUGUAUUCCUUGGUAUUUUCUCUCCUACCCUUUCUUCCCUUUGACUUGUGAACUUGUUUGAUAAAUAAUUUGUAUGCAACUUGAAACCCUCAAAAAGGUGCAAUGUAAAUAGGGUACUCUAUGUUCUAUACCUGCCUUAACUUGA
This is a messenger RNA of Cucurbita moschata (crookneck pumpkin), 3007 nucleotides long. Its product is annotated as phosphatidylinositol 4-kinase gamma 5-like. The coding region runs from base 707 to 2638 and encodes 643 amino acids. NCBI's taxonomy places the organism in Eukaryota, Viridiplantae, Streptophyta, Magnoliopsida, Cucurbitales, Cucurbitaceae. The record is from RefSeq and is a predicted model, not a curated record. The transcript is spliced from 3 exons.